Messenger RNA from Anguilla rostrata (American eel), 1919 nucleotides. Its product is annotated as ADAMTS-like protein 1. The coding region runs from base 222 to 1919 and encodes 565 amino acids. NCBI's taxonomy places the organism in Eukaryota, Metazoa, Chordata, Actinopteri, Anguilliformes, Anguillidae. The record is from RefSeq and is a predicted model, not a curated record. Gene Ontology annotation, biological process: extracellular matrix organization. Gene Ontology annotation, cellular component: extracellular matrix. The transcript is spliced from 14 exons.
CACGUUUGGUAUGCAAACAUAAAUUUAGCAACAACGUGUUCUCAGCGUGCAAAACUAUUGGAAGCAACUAUGAAGUGUCAUGUUGUCAUCAAAAAACUUUUAGAAUUUAUAUUGUGGAGUGGACGAGAGUUGAAGGAGUAGACACCGUUUCUCUUGUUCAGGAUCAAACAUUCUCACAUAGGCUUCUUCACUCUGAAUGAGCGAAAUUGACAACCGGAGAGAUGGUAACCCACAUCCACAGAGCUGCGGGAAUUGUUUUCGUGGCGUCAUUAUUGCUGUGCAAGGUGGAGGCCAACGGGCACGAAGGAGCUGUGUUCCUGAGGGAGUUCACACUGAUUCGACGGGACGACCUGCCAGAGGAGUCUUCCCCUGAAGACACAGGCAGCAAUAAGCCUGAAGACCCGAGCUCACGCACAGCCCGCUCAGAAGAGGACCGAGACACCCUGUGGGACGCCUGGGGCCCGUGGAGCGAGUGUUCGCGCACCUGCGGCGGUGGGGCCUCCUACUCUCUCAGACGCUGCCUCAGCUCCAAAACCUGUGAAGGACAGAAUAUCAAAUACAAAACAUGCAGCAAUGUGGAUUGCCCCCCCGGGUCUGGUGACUUCCGCGCGCAGCAGUGUUCUGCCCACGUGGACGUGCGUUACCAGGGCCAGUACCACGAGUGGCUUCCCCUGGACAAUGACCCUGAGAACCCCUGUGCCCUCAAGUGCAAGGCCAAGGGCACCGGCCUGGUGUUGGAGCUCGCGCCCAAGGUGCUGGACGGCACCCGCUGCUACACCGAGUCCUUGGACAUGUGCAUCAGUGGGAUCUGCCAGAUUGUUGGCUGUGACCUUGAACUGGGGAGCACAGCGAAAGAGGACAACUGCGGAGUGUGCAACGGGGACGGCUCCUCCUGCAGGCUGGUGCGAGGGCACUACAAAUCCCAGCAUUCCGCAGGCAAAACGGAAGACACGGUCAUCGUCGUCCCCUACGGCAGCCGCCAUGUGCGACUGGUCCUGAAAGGGCCCGAUCACUUGUACUUAGAGAGUAAGACUCUACAGGGCGUGAAGGGAGAGAACAGCCUAAGUGAGCCUGGGACUCACCACCUAGAAAACACCACUGUGGACUUCCAGAAGUUUCCUGACAAGGAGGUCCUGCGAAUAACUGGGCCCCUGGGAGCUGACUUCACCAUCAAAAUCCAUUACACUGGAGGGGCAGACAGUGUGGUUCAGUUCAUCUUCUACCAGCCCAUUAUUCAUCGCUGGAGGGAGACAGACUUCUUCCCCUGCUCAGUGACUUGCGGUGGGGGGUAUCAGCUGACUUCAGCAGAAUGCUUUGACCUGCGUAGCAAUCGGGUGGUGGUGGACCAGUACUGUCACUACUACCCUGAGAACAUCAAGCCCAAACCCAAACUGCAGGAGUGCAACCUGGACCCAUGUCUAGCCAGUGACGGCUACAAGCAAAUCAUGCCCUACGACCUGUACCACCCCCUGCCUCGGUGGGAGAGCAGCCCCUGGACGGCCUGUUCCACCUCCUGUGGCGGGGGGGUCCAGAGCCGGUCCGUCUCCUGCGUGGAGGAGGACAUGCAGGGCACCAUCACUCACACCGAGGAGUGGAAGUGCUUGUACUCCCCCAAGAUGCCCAUCCUGCAGCCCUGCAACACCUUCGACUGCCCUACCUGGCUUGCACAGGAGUGGUCGCCUUGCACAGUGACGUGCGGGCAGGGUCUGCGCUAUAGGGUGGUCCUGUGCAUCGAUUACAGGGGUCUGCAUGCUGGUGGCUGCAACUCGAAAACCAAGCCCCACAUCAAGGAGGAGUGCCUGGUCACCGUGCCCUGCUACAAACCUAUAGAGAAGCUUCCUGUGGAGGCCAAGCCGCCGUGGUUCAAGCAGGCCCAGGAGUUGGAUGAGCACACAGCAGUGACUGAAGAACCCACGUAA